This is a messenger RNA of Galdieria sulphuraria, 1603 nucleotides long. Its product is annotated as 14-3-3 protein-like protein. Gene Ontology annotation, cellular component: cytoplasm. Bases 568 to 1362 code for a protein of 264 amino acids. Gene Ontology annotation, biological process: signal transduction. The transcript is spliced from 4 exons. The record is from RefSeq and is a predicted model, not a curated record. NCBI's taxonomy places the organism in Eukaryota, Rhodophyta, Bangiophyceae, Galdieriales, Galdieriaceae.
GGAAUUGUAAUAAAUGUUGUCAAAACAAAUACAUUUAUUUAUCCUUUUUAUGAUUAGCUUUCACUCAAGAUUUUUGACAUAUUUAACUUAUUCAAUCAUUAUAAAAUUUCUCUUUUGGUUCGUCUCUUCCAAUUAUGUUCUCUUCAGUAUGCAGAACAACAGCUUCUGAGUAUAAGUGACGAUGUGUAGAGGCAAGAGUAGUGUGAACCAAAACAAUGUAUGUAAAAAUCGACAAUAAGAAUUCGCAAAGUUAUGAAUCGGCCUUUCAUUUUUGAAAUCUCUGAUCAAUUUUGCGCGCCAUUUUAGGGCAUUUUUUUCAUAUUUGCUGUCCAAAUUACCUUUUGGAUUUUGUCACUGUUGUCUUGACCGUUGUGCCAAACUUGUUUAGUCACUGUUUGUUUUGUUUUGUUUGUACUUGGACGGAUCGCCCGUUAACACUGUGUUUGUAGGAGAAAAGGUAUUCAAUUUUUCUUCUCGUAAUUUAAAAUAGAGUCUUGAAGAGGCCUUGAAGUUUGCCUCUUUACUGUUAUUGGUGUCACCUGUCUAACUUCAUCGUUGGUAGGUUUGAUGGACACAGAGAGCCGAGAAAAAUCUGUUUACUUGGCCAAACUUGCUGAGCAGGCUGAGCGUUACGACGAGAUGAUACAAGAAAUGAGAAAAGUUGCUUCAGAUGCCAACGAAAAUGUACCUGAGCUCAGUGUGGAGGAACGCAAUCUACUCUCAGUGGCAUAUAAAAACGUGAUUGGAGCCCGACGAGCUUCUUGGAGGAUUAUUUCUUCUAUUGAACAAAAAGAAGAGUCAAAGGGGAACCAAACUCAUGUAUUGAUAAACAGAGAAUAUCGGAAGAAGAUAGAGAACGAACUGAGCUCUAUUUGUCGAGAUAUUUUGUCCAUACUUGAGAACAAUCUGAUUCCCUCUGCCAAGUCAGGCGAGAGCAAAGUAUUUUAUUUUAAAAUGAAAGGUGAUUAUUAUCGUUAUCUCGCAGAGUUUACAAAUCAGGAAGAUAGAAAAGUAUCUGCUGAAGCAUCUUUGGAGGCUUAUAAGGCAGCAAGUGAAAUUGCCUCAACAGAAUUGGCUCCGACACAUCCCAUCAGAUUAGGGCUUGCUCUCAACUUUUCAGUCUUCUAUUAUGAAAUAAUGAACUCUCCUGAUCGUGCUUGUCAGUUGGCAAAACAAGCAUUUGAUGAUGCCAUAGCAGAGUUGGAUACUCUGUCGGAAGAAAGCUAUAAAGACUCGACCCUUAUUAUGCAAUUGUUACGUGAUAAUCUUACCUUGUGGACCUCGGACAUGGGUGGUGAAGAAGAUGGAAACGCAACGAAAGCAGAUGGAAAGGACGAACAGGAUCGGAGUAAACAAGAAUAAUUUAUAAACGGCAUUUGCAUUAUGUGUGUUCGUGUUCUGUGUGUCAUCGUAGUGCGCAUUGCCUCUUUUGGUUGGCAAAAGAUAGAGACGCGCGAAAAAGAUUUGCCAAAAGUUGAUUUUUAAUAAAGAGUGAUGACAAGUCAUUAUUGAAACGAUUGCAUAUGGAAGCGACCGUAAUGGAUUGGGUCGAAUAGAGAGCUUUGUAGGAAACUAUCAUGAGUUGGCUUACAAGUAUAACUAU